AUGGGAGAAACUGAGGUGAUUCUGCCUAGCCAAAGCAUGAUCGAUUUCGAGUUCACUAACGUAUCUAAUUCCCCAGGGUUUACGGCUCCUUCGUCACCUGCGCGCAUAGGGGACUAUUAUUUUAGUGCUCCAACGAGUCCGAGGCAUUUAUCGCAGUUUUAUUCGGAGCUCGAUGAGUUCUUGAUGAAUAAUAGCGUUGAUAAUGAUGUUAUAAGAAGAAACAGUGUUUCCUCAGCCAUGCCAGGAGUGGCUAAAUCAGGAUUUACGAAGAGCGAUGUGUUUGAAGAUGAUUUUGCGUUCGAUGUCAGCCUGGAAAUGGACGCGGCCUCGCUGACAGCUGAUGUGCUUUUCGAUGGAGGUAAAAUUAAGCCGCAGGAGGUCAACAAAAAUUCGGAUAUUUUACGAGACGAGGAGAUGAUCAGGGGAAGGGAGAGAUCCGUUUCUUCUUUGUCCUCGUCGCAGUCACGCCAUAGAGUUACCAGAUCACUUUCUCCUAUGCGUGUUUCUGAGUAUCCGUGGGAAGAAGAAUUUAAGCACCAGCAACAACAGCAGCAACGGAAGAAUUUUAACCAGCUAAAUUCAAAACAACCAUCUUCGAAACCAAACCUGACAUCUUCUGUUUCGGCUCUGUCUUCCACUUCUUCGAAAGGCCACAAGAAGUGGAAAUUAAAGGACUUUUUCUUGUUCCGAAGUGCAUCAGAAGGGAGAGCAACAGACAAGGCCGAUCCAUUAAAGAAAUACGCUUCUUUAUUCAGAAAACAAGAAGAUGUCAGGAGCUCGAGCUUCAGGUCGAUACAUCAUGAUCAGGGAAAUUCUAUCAGCUCGAAAAGAAAAGGAAAGGGUCCGGUCUCGGCUCAUGAGCUGCAUUACACAAUAAACCGCGCGGUAUCAGAGGAUUUGAAGAAGAAAACCUUCUUGCCAUACAAACAAGGCAUUCUUGGCCGUCUGUCUUUCAAUCCUGCUGUCCAUGCUAUUGCCAAUGGCUUCGGAUUUUCGCGUAAAUGA
This is a messenger RNA of Daucus carota subsp. sativus, 1005 nucleotides long. RefSeq lists its product as uncharacterized. The transcript has a single exon. Lineage: Eukaryota; Viridiplantae; Streptophyta; Magnoliopsida; Apiales; Apiaceae. Bases 1 to 1005 code for a protein of 334 amino acids. The record is from RefSeq and is a predicted model, not a curated record.